Messenger RNA from Arthroderma uncinatum, 1386 nucleotides. RefSeq names its product NADP-specific glutamate dehydrogenase. Lineage: Eukaryota; Fungi; Ascomycota; Eurotiomycetes; Onygenales; Arthrodermataceae. Gene Ontology annotation, cellular component: cytosol. Bases 1 to 1386 code for a protein of 461 amino acids. The record is from RefSeq and is a predicted model, not a curated record. The transcript has 6 exons. Gene Ontology annotation, molecular function: L-glutamate dehydrogenase (NADP+) activity.
AUGGCCAACUUGCCAAUUGAGCCUGAAUUCGAGCAGGCUUAUAAAGAGCUCGCCUCCUCGCUCGAGAACUCGACUCUCUUCCAGAAACAUCCGGAAUACAGAAAGGCGCUGUUGGUUGCCUCUAUUCCUGAGCGAACGAUCCAGUUCCGUGUCACAUGGGAAGAUGACAAGGGUCAACUGCAAGUCAACCGGGGGUACCGGGUGCAGUUCAACUCGGCCCUGGGUCCGUAUAAGGGUGGUCUGCGAUUCCAUCCGACAGUCAACAUGUCGAUCCUAAAGUUCCUUGGUUUUGAGCAGAUCUUCAAGAAUGCUCUCACAGGCUUGAACAUGGGUGGUGGCAAAGGAGGUGCCGACUUCGAUCCAAAGGGCAAAUCGGACAAUGAGAUUCGCAAAUUCUGCAGUGCCUUCAUGAUGGAGCUAAGCAAGCAUAUUGGUGCUGACACUGAUGUGCCUGCUGGCGACAUUGGAGUCGGCGGCCGCGAGAUCGGCUUCCUCUUCGGCGCGUACAAGAGACAGCGACACAUCUGGGAGGGCGUGUUGACCGGCAAGGGCAACAGCUGGGGAGGAAGCUUGAUCCGGCCCGAGGCUACGGGAUACGGUCUUGUCUAUUACGUCCAACAUAUGAUAAAGCAUGCAACGAACGGACUAGAGAGUUUCACAGGCAAACGCGUUGCCAUCUCUGGCUCCGGAAAUGUUGCCCAGUACGCUGCUCUCAAAGUGAUCGAGUUCGGCGGCAUCGUCGUCUCCCUCAGCGACAGCAAGGGCAGUUUCAUCGUUCGAGACGGUUCCGACUCCUCAAUCACCCCCGAAGAGAUCCGCCUGAUCAUGCAACUCAAGGAUGAGCGAAAGCCGCUUUCCGGCAUUGCCAACCAUGCCGCCUUCGCCGACCGAUGCGAAUACAUCGACGGUGCAAGACCGUGGGUCCACGUCGGAAAAGUCGACGUCGUGCUUCCCUGCGCUACCCAGAACGAAGUCUCUGGUGAAGAGGCAAAGGUGCUCGUCGCCAACGGCGCACGCUUCAUCGCUGAAGGGUCGAACAUGGGCUGCACGCUGGAUGCCAUCGAACAUUUCGAAGGUCACAGGACCCAGACCAAGCGUGAUCAGGGCGCGGUGUGGUACGCGCCCGGCAAGGCAGCAAAUGCAGGAGGGGUGGCAGUCAGUGGACUGGAGAUGGCUCAGAACUCACAGAGACUGACGUGGAGUGCAGAGGAGGUGGAUGGGAAGCUGCAGGGGAUCAUGAAGGAUUGCUUUGAGACUGGGGUGAAGACAGCGAGGGAAUAUAUGGAGGUGGACGAUGAUAUGCUGCCAUCAUUGGUGGUAGGAAGCAACAUUGCAGGUUUCAUCAAGGUAUCUGAAGCCAUGCGGGACCACGGCGAUUGGUUCUAA